Molecule: messenger RNA, 1437 nt
Organism: Pestalotiopsis fici W106-1
Lineage: Eukaryota; Fungi; Ascomycota; Sordariomycetes; Amphisphaeriales; Sporocadaceae
Exons: 4
Coding region: 1-1437 (478 amino acids)
Biological process (GO): transmembrane transport
Cellular component (GO): membrane
Molecular function (GO): transmembrane transporter activity
Source: RefSeq, a predicted model, not a curated record
AUGGCAGAUACAGCACCCCCAUUUGCCAUUGACGAAAAGACGCCGGUUCCCAAGGACGGAUCAGCUCACGAGUCCAACACGACGGAAACGGACAGCCAUGAUGUCGCGUCGAGUCAGAUAGACACGGACCUGGGCAGCAAGGUGACGCGCAAGAUCGACAUUGCGCUGCUCCCGCUGCUGGGCAUGAUGUACCUGCUCGCCUUUCUGGACCGGACCAACAUCGCGACGGCCAAGCUCAAUGGCUUCGAGGCGGACCUGCACAUGCCGUCGUCGGGCUACAACACGGCGCUCUGGGUGUUUUAUCUGCCCUUUGUCCUGCUCGAGGUGCCCUGCAACCUCAUCCUGGGCCGCCGCGGCGUCCGGCCCGCCUACUGGCUCGGGGGCAUCAUCUUCAUCCUCGGCAUCACCUCCAUGUGCCAGGGCCUCACCCGGUCCGCCGGCGGUCUCUAUGCCUGUCGGGCCUUGAUGGGCGCCGUCGAGGCGGGCGUGCAGCCGGGAGCCGCGCUGCUCAUGGCGCAGUACUACAGACGAGUCGAGUUUGCUCCCAGAUUUUCAUUCUUUAUUUGUUGUGCCUUGAUCGGAAACACAUUCAGUGCCUUUCUGGCUUAUGCCAUUAGUCACAUGGACGGAGUCCACGGUCUCGAGGGAUGGCGAUGGAUAUUUAUACUCGAAGGCAUCGUGACUGGCUGUUUUGGUAUUGUCCUUGGAAUUUUUACUCCGAGCUGGCCCGAAAAGGCACACUUUCUGAAUGAAUCCGAGCGUGAAGUCUUGUUGCGCCGUCUAGAGAUUGAGAGGGGAAAAGAAAAUCUCGACAUGCAAAACGUCAACUGGAUCAAGUGCAUGCUCAACUGGAAGACGUGGGCAAUCACCCUCGUCUUCUUCUGCUGCGACAUGAGCGCCGCCUCGACCGUCUCCUUCUCGCCCACCAUCCUCUCCCAGCUGGGGUACAGUGGCAACCGGGCCAAUGUCAUGUUGAUACCCAUCUACCUCGUGGGUGCGUUCAUCAUGGUGUCUUCCGGAUGGAUUGCUGGGCGCAUCAACAACCGCUCCGGCGUCAUUGCCUUUGGCGCGGCCAUGUCCAUUGUCGGCUGGGCCAUCCAACGUGCCCAGGUUCAACCUGCUGGAGUCCGCUACUUUGGUCUCUACAUGAUUUACUGGGGCGCCAAUAUCCAAAUGCCCAACUGUGUUGCUUGGUUUCACAGCAAUGUGGUUGGUAGACCAGAAAAGGCUGUUGGGAUGGCUAUUAUAGCUGGUUUUGGCAACUCUUGCAAUUUCGUUGCCUCCAAUGUAUUCAUAACCUCUGAAGCACCACGGUAUCCGACUGCAUUCUCUACUGGUCUUGCCAUUCAAUCAUUGGGAUUCGUGUCUUGCCUGACACUGGCGGGUUUCUUCUUUAUCCAGAAUAAAAAGGCUGGCACUCAGAAAUACUACUUAUGA